AACUCUACAUAAUUGAAGCCACCGAAUUCAUGCUAGAACGUGUUAUGAUUUAGUCAAACUAAUAAUUUAUGAUUAAUGAGUAACUUAUUGUUAGUUUCGUAUAUUCUAACAGAUGAAGUGCGUUAUAAUCUGACAAUUAUGCAUGGAUUUAAUUCUAAUCGUAUGCAUUUCCGGUGUUGACGUGGGGUGUUGUUAGACAUUGCAAUCUACCUGUAAACAUUCGGGGUCAAUAUAGGUAAAUUUAUUACUCAGUGGGUGUAUAUAGCACGAAAUGGAAGAGGACGUUCGAGACAAAUUGAGAGAUAUAUUCGAUGUCUGCGAUGAGGAUAAAGAAGGAUUUAUAACCAUUGAUCAUUUUAAGAAUUUGGCAAAGGAACAUUUUGGUACUGAGUCUGACGGCCAGGAAAUUAUUGGUAUCAUUCAACUUUUGGACCCAGAUGGUAAAGGGAAAAUAAGUUUUGACGAGUUUUGUAGUGGAGUUGAACAGAUCACAGAUAUACGAUCACCCACCAGUACUCCAAUUCAGAAAAAGGAUCCAUUUUCGACUUUAAAUUUCGAUUUGUUAGGAGACGUAUCACCCACUGAGUGCCAAGAGACGUCGGAAGCCAGUGCUUAUACAUUCAAUGAAUAUGAUACAAAUACUGAUGAAGACAAUGGUGUGCUUAUAGAUUUAUCUACUCCUGACCCGAUACGGAGGAAUAAUAACAUACACAGGUCAUUUAAUGGUAUCCAUGACUACACAGAUUAUGGGGAAGAAGAUAUAGAAUCAGACACCUCUGAUCCAUGUCAUAACAAGAGUUGUGUAACUUGUGAUAAAAUUAGAAGUAAAAGGGGUGUGCAUUAUAAAGAAAAACAUAACCGUCGGAGUUCAGGUGCAAGAAAGUUAACAUCCACAGCAUAUGCUGCACAAUUACAUUCGAAGUCACGAAGUCCAGCACCAGACGAAGUAUUUGAUGAUAUUGAUGGAAACUUUCAACAUUUAAAUGAUAGGGUUCAGUUUCUUGAGAAACAGUUGACCAAUUUAUCAGAAGAAAAGAGUAAUACUGAUGGUGCUCAUUAUAAACUUAAAGAUGAAAACUCUGUGCUCAUGGAGAGGGCAGCAUUUAGAAAGCUGAAUACAAGAAUCCACAUGUUAGAGGAACAGGUUAAAGAUGUGGAGGUGAAGUCUGAUGAAAGAGUUUCAGAUGAACAGAAAAAAUAUAAAGAUAUACUGUCUCGUCAAGAAAGAGAAAAGUCAGAACAAAUGGAAUACUUCACUCAAAGGCUGCAGAAUUUAGAAAAAGAAAAUGAGCUGCUGAAAAUGGAAAAUCCCAGACUAAGAGGUGAAAUAGAUAGAUUAAAAAUAGAAAAAUUAGAAUUAGAAGAUAAAAUAACAGAAAUACAAGUAGAAUAUAGCUCUGUUAUGAAUGAGAACUCUGAUCUAAAGUUAAAGUUUGACAGAGAACGAGAAACUACUGGACAGCUUUUGGAUGAAUUAGGGAAAGAAUUGGGAGAAUUACGGCAAUAUAAAAUAGAAGCAGAAGUUAGACCAAGACGAGACAGUCAAAUACAAGUUCAAGGUCGAUAUCAAACUCUUCAGACGGAGAUACACAGAUUAAAAGAGGCAUUAACGGUGGAAUGGAAUUCAUUAUCACAGGAGAACAGAGGUCUACUUGAGUUAAACGAAGACUUAAAUGCUCAGUUGCUUUCACGAUGUAUAUCUGAAGGCAGAAACUUGACUGAAGGCAGCCAGGAACAGUCGUUAGCAUCAGAAUUAGAACAUCUUACUAAAACUGAGUUGAUGGGAAAAGUUCAAGAACAGGAACGUGAAUUAUUAAGACUGAAACAGUACAUUGAUAAAAUAUUAUUGGCUAUUCUAGAAAAAAAUCCUUCAAUUUUGGAAAUAGUGCGGUGAUAAUGGACAAAUGCCAGUGCUUAUGUUAUAGAAAGUGAAAAAAAGGUGUUCUGUGAUAAAACCGCUCAGGUCUCUGUUACCAUAGUUACCAUGAGAAGCAUGGUGAACUUUUAAAGUGAAAGACAUUGUGUUUUUGUCAACAUGGCAUUGACCUAUUUAUGCAAGUACUUUGAAUAGAAGGUAUCCUCCAGAUUCAUUCAUAAGAAAGCUGCUUGCAUUAUUGUUGAGAUUUUAUUGUUAUAAAAAUAAACCCCAAAAAAUGUAAAAAAAACAUUUUAGUUUUCUAUUUUUGUAAGCAUCUGAUAUUUUUGUGUAAAUUGAUUUUGUUGAUGAUUUAGAUUGAUAAUACAGCUUUGUAUAUGAAUAUUUAUUAUGCACUAGUUUUAAUACAAUAUUUUGAAAAAUUGAACUGAAGAGUUAGAUUUUUUUUAGCACCAAAAGUUUUUACAUUAAUUUAUCUGAUUUAAAUGCAUCUAAUGUGUCAUUACAUUGGAUCUUUUAAAAUUAUGAUUUUACGAGGCAAUGACAUUAAUAACACAUUUUUAAUUGAGCCUAACAAUUAGUCAGAACAUGACAAAUAGUAUCUUGUCUAUAUUAGACUUUAAUAGAAAACUUAUUUUUGAUACACAAUCGAUAAGAAAAUUAAUCAGAAAAUUCCUGAUAAAGGAGAAAUUAUGAAGUUCUUACAUUAUUCAAAAUUUUAGUUUAUUGAACACACUUGCUUCAAAGCUAUUUUAAUUCCUUGAUGAGAAAGUUCUGACGUGUUAUAAAAGUUUUCAAAAUAUUUGCAACAAUCUCCUAUUAUUUAUAUGUUUUUGUUCUAAUUUAAAAAAUGAAAAAUUGAAAAUGACUUAGAUCGAAUGAAAAUAUACUCAUGCCUAAGAUGAAUAGUGUGCAGUUUAUAUUUAUAUGUAGUUAAUGUGAAGCUGUAAAAUAAAUAAUUCAUGGAUUGUUUAUGACAAACUAUCAACACUUAUUAUAUAAGCCUUUGUAUGAGAUUGAUAUAAAGUUACAUCAACCUCAGAGAGGCACUAAGUCUGAGUUCAAUAUGCUUCUCAUUGUCUGUGUAACAUUGUAUUGACCUCAACCUAAGGCUACAAUUGAUAUAUUAUUUGUCAACAACUAUUGCAUAAAGGAUGUAAAAUUGGGGAUUUCAAGAAUGUAUUUUUUAGUAUCUUCAUGGUUUCCCUGUGCAGUAUGCUGUAUUUAACCCACAAAAGCUGAACUAAACAGUACUAGCAUUCAAACUAAGCAAAUACAAAUGUACAUGUGAUCAAGUUUUAACAAAUCACAAAUCCUUAAAAUAUUCGAUUAAUAAUAUUUUCAUUUAUGAUUUAUGUAAUUGAAUGAUUUUUGUGGUUUUUUUAUAGUUUGGCAAGAAAAUGAUGUAUUGUGUUCCCAUUUAUAAAUGUAAAAACGGGUGGGUCAGUUGAUCAGAUUAUUUUUUUUAUCUAUUCCUUUUUUUAUUCAAAGAGAAAAUAAUCAAAAUCUGAAGAAAAAAAAUAGUUUUGGUUGUUACUGACCUAUUUUUAGUCCGGGAAUUUAAGCUGAAUAAAAUCUUACACGAUGUUCAACCAUAAAAAAUUAAUUGGAAGUUUGAGUGUUUUAUAACGAAAGUUAAACAGCCAGAGACAACUGUCAAUGCUGAUCUUAAACUUGUUCUAAAAGAAUGAAAAAUCAUAUAUUGCAAAAUCCCUUUAUACAAAAAUAAUGAUUGUUAUAAAAAAAAUCAUAUAUUUAUAAUGAAAACAUUUGAUGACCAUAAAUCUUAAAUAAAUUGAAAAUUACAAAUUGUACUUUGUAAAUGUCUAAUAAAGUGAGAAGCCUAGUUACCAUCAAAAUUUUCACUUUAAGCUUAUACAUGCAUGCAUAGUGCUUUGACUUUCUUACCCAUCGACCAUUAUAAUGCACACAAAAGUCCAUUCACAAAAGUUCCCAUAUAUAUUUACAUAUAGUUUGUCUGUUAUUAUGUCAUAUCUAGCUGCCCCAAUGGCAGUUACUGCUUCAGAGGAGUUUGACCCAAUCUAUUUUCUUGUAACGAUAUCAUUUUCCUUGUGAGGCAAAUUGUUAAAAAAAAAUUGUUCUCCCUAUUUUUAAACUUUUUCUAGUAGGCACUCCAAAAUCUGGAAGCUGUUGCUGAAUGAAAAUGAUUUUCAAAAUCCCAAAGAAAACAAAAAAUUCAUCUUAACACUAUGCAAUUUUUAAAUGACGAAAAAAAACAAAUAAAAGCACGAUACAUAUCUACUCAGUAAUAUGUUCAUUAAUUCAUCAUUCACCAAUUACAUUAUUUAUUAUUCAGUUUGAUAAAGAUGCAAUAAAUGUAUUUUGUCCAUUUUAAUGCCAGAGUACUUAUUUAUUUAUUUAAUUGUCUAUUUCUAGUCAUCUAAUAAUUGUCUCCCAUUGGUACCAGUUUAAAAUCUGUUGUUUUAUUUAUUGUGAAAACAAAUCCUUGUACAGAAUAGCCAUAUCACCUGUUAAAAACUGUCAGUGUAGUUUUUAUAACUUUUAUGUUUUGUGUCGAGUAUAAAUGUUGCAGUGUUAUGAUAAAAUCAUAAUAUUUUUUCAUCCUAUGUAGUUUUUAAGUUAUUUUAUUUAUGAUAUUCAAUUGUAUAAUUUUUAAUUUUAAAUAACUUCAACACACUCCGGUUCUUCAAAAUUUGUACAAAUAUUUUUUUUUACAAAUGCUAAAAUAUCAAGGACAAAAGGUUUCAAUAAGGGGGUUGUAAAAUUUCACCUAUUAAAAUGAAAAUGUAUAAGGUAAAUGAAACAAAAAUGGACAAAAUGUUAUAUUUGUGUACAAAAACGUUUUUUCCAACUUAUUUUGUUUAUAAGAAUACCGAAACAUUCCUAUCUUACUGCCUUUUUAUACAUUGAAUUUAUAUUUUAUACAUGUACAUAAAUAUUGGAGUUUGAAGUCCUAGUAAAAGCUACCUGUGAUGAAAUUUUAAAUAUUUUCAAAAGUUUUUUCUCUUAUGGUCAUUAAUGCAUACUGCCUUUAUUGAUGUCUCAAAUAUUUUCAAUUUUCAUUUUUGCCAAUAUCAUUGAUUUCGAUGAAUGUAUGUUAUUUAAAAAUAUCCUUGGACUAGUAAAUGAAUGUAUCUAUUGGUCUGGGGACAUUCUAAUCAUUGUUUUGCUAUGAUAAGAAUUCCAUUACAUUGAUCUUCUUUGACUUUUGUAUUAAUUGAUAAAUUGUGGUUGUAAACAGCUUUGCUAUUUCACAAUUUGGCUGUUGAAGAUUUUUGUAUUGUUAAUUAAUGUUCUCAUAAAACAUUCCAUUUGAAAUCUUAAUCAUGGUAAUUAAAUUAAAUUUUCAUAAUUGAUUCACCACUGCUCUCUUAGUUUCUAUAAUAUUACAUGCUUUUGAUUAAUAUGAGGCAGGCGUUUGAUUACCUUGCAAAUAAUUGCAGCUUUUUUUUUUUGGGAGAACUGUAUUUUUCAUCUUACAAAUAAAAAUUAUUAUAAAAUGGUGUGAGAAUUACUUGUUAGACAAGUAAGCAUACUCAUAUAUUUCUGAUAUGACAUGGAAUAAAAUGUUAAAAAAACUCAAAUCUUGCAAAACAUGUUUCAAGAUCACAAAUAAAAUCUAUUUGAAACUUA
This is a messenger RNA of Mytilus trossulus (common blue mussel), 5491 nucleotides long. Its product is annotated as rab11 family-interacting protein 4A-like. Bases 272 to 1894 code for a protein of 540 amino acids. The transcript is spliced from 18 exons. Gene Ontology annotation, biological process: endocytic recycling; regulation of cytokinesis. Lineage: Eukaryota; Metazoa; Mollusca; Bivalvia; Mytilida; Mytilidae. Gene Ontology annotation, cellular component: recycling endosome membrane; cleavage furrow; endocytic vesicle. Gene Ontology annotation, molecular function: calcium ion binding. The record is from RefSeq and is a predicted model, not a curated record.